Molecule: messenger RNA, 2241 nt
Organism: Polistes dominula (European paper wasp)
Lineage: Eukaryota; Metazoa; Arthropoda; Insecta; Hymenoptera; Vespidae
Gene: cGlr1
Product: cGAS-like receptor 1
Source: RefSeq, a predicted model, not a curated record
UAGUUAAUUUUAUAUAUACAUUUGCAUUUCAUCACUGGACCAUUUCAAAUCUAUUUUAAUAAAAAUAAACAAGAAACAUUCGCAUAUAACGAGCCGGUUAAACGAUAUAUAGCAUUGAAAUAUUAGCUAAUCGGAAAAAUACUUGUUAAAGAUAACAUUUCCGUUAAGAUCUUACAUCGAUUGGAUAUCGUAUUUUUGAAGUUAUCCAAUGAAAAAUAAUAUUGCAAAUUUUCCUUUAAUGAAGUGAUUUUUAAAAUGUGUAUUGGGAAACUGCGACUUUCCACAAUGUUUCGAAAUAUUAUAUAAUUUUCAUAAUUUUAUUUCUAUUUUUAAUACUAGAUAUUAGAUUUUAACAUAGAAAGCCUUGAGAAUGCAAAAAGUUUGAGAACUACUGCUUUAAUACAUUUCGCGCAAAAAGUUAUGUCAUGUACACGUACAUAUAAAAGUAAUUUUUCUUAACGUAUAUAAAAUGGAUAACAAUUUUAUGUCGACGAUAUUUGUAAUAUCUAUACAUUAUCAAGAAAUUGAUAAUAUAUAUACCACUUGUAACAACUUGUUAUUAAACAAUGUAGUGUAUUUAUUCAAUAAAUUGAAAUUUUUAUAAAAUAUAAUAUAUCUAAAAAGUUUUCAUUAUAAACCAUAUCAAAUUCAAUUCCUAUUACUCAUAUCGGCAAGCCUAUUGGAAGAAGUAGCAAUGAUUAUCAGUGCAACAUGAUAUAUAUACAUAAAACUACUGCAUCUACAUUUAUAUAAAAAAUAAAAAAUAAAUUAAUGCAAUACUACUACUCUUUACUGUAACAUUUGCACUAUAAAAAAACAUUUCAAAAAUUAUUUAUAUUAAUAAGUAAUAAUAAGUAAUAUUAAUAAUCGUAAUCAUCAUGAUGGAGUUCCUUGAUACAUCAAAUAAGCAGAAAUAUUUUAAAAAUGAUAAAGUAUUUCAUACUAUAAAUAAACAGUUUUUGUCUUUGAAAGAAAAUGAUACUAAAAGGAUUAAUUCUCAUUUACACCCGAUCAUUGAUGAAAUACUUGAAAAAAUGAAACAAGAUGAUUUCUUUAAAAAAGUAUUUCAAAGAAAAUUAUUCGGCGGUAGUUAUUAUAAGGGUACGAAAAUUGGAGCAGCUAUAGAAUUUGACAUAGAUAUAAUAAUAAGAUUACCUAUUGACUAUAAGCUUAUAAAAGUACAAAAAAGUAAUCAUCCAGGUUUUGUUAACAUACAUUCUGGGUUAGAAUUAGAUAAAUUAACUAAUGAUACACAAAUAAAUAGGUCAUUAAGGAAAUUACUUGAUGAAAAUAUGUAUCUUCACCAAGGAAAGUUUCAUAACUGGAUGGAAAGCAUAUUAAUUAAAGCCAUACAAACUUUACCAAAAAGGGAAAAUAAAUAUAUAUUAAAAUUAAAUGACAAUGAAUAUAUAAUAACAAUAAAAAAGUCCGGUCCGGCAUUUACAUUUACAAUACUUUUUUCUGAUAAUGAAAAUAUAGACAUUGAUUUAGUACCAGUGCUAGAAUUUUCCAAAAGUCCACCAGGAAUAGAUCAUUUAAAUUCGUACCAAAAACAAAACUGGUUUGCUGUACCUAAGCCUUUAUAUAAUUAUAAAGGAUUUAAUGGAAAAACACAGAUCUCUUGGAGAACAUGUUUUUAUGAACAAGAAAAAGAAAUUUUAUCUAAAAACGGAUAUAUUAAACAAGUGAUAAAGCUUAUAAAAAAAUUAAGAGAUACCCAAAACUGGGUAAACCUUGCCAGUUAUUAUAUAGAAACAUUAGCAUUAGAUGAAGUUCAAUCUAAUAAAAAUUUAGAAACAAAAUCAUGUACAAUUUUAUUUAUGGAGAUGCUACACAAAUUGCAUAAGUCUCUACAAAAUAAGCGCAUAACUUAUUACUGGGAUUCCAAGUUUAAUCUAUUAAGUAAACUCCGUGAUGAAGAAAUAGUAAAUAUUAAAAAUCGAUUGGAUAGAAUCCUUAAAAAAAUUUAUAAUUCUAUAGAAGAUGAUAAAUAUAUCAUUGCUUCUUAUAUCUUAAAUCCUAAGGAAUUACAUAUAUUAAAGUUCAAAGACUCUGAAGAAUGUGAGCAACCUGAACAAACAGAGAGCAGAUGCACGAUUUUUUAAUGAUCAUAUUUACUGUGAAUUCCGAAGUUUUUAAACUAUUUUAAUUUCUCUAAAUACAAUUUGAUAACAAUUUAGUAAACAAAUGUUCUAUAUAUACAUAUUAUUAUAAUAUAUACAAACACAUAUCAUAUAUAUA